GGUGUUUGUGGAAUUGCCUCCUUCGCAACAGCAGCAGCAGAGCAUAGGCUAAGGGGGGAAGGAGGAUAGGGAAAGCAAGGAUGGCCAUGCCGUGGGGGCUCGCGGCGCACAUAGUGGACAUGGUGUGGGCACUCCUCGCCGGGUGGGUGUCGACGUGCCUGGUAGUCGCCAACGAGAUAGCCCGCGCCAUGCGGGGUGGGGAGAUUGGCCCCUUCAUUGUGGGCUGAAAUCUCAUUUGACUCCUCAACUGAUUCAUUCAUGCAGAUAGUUUUCGUUUGGAACAUCCUGCCCAUUGAUACAUUUUGGGUAUUAUACUGUACAGAGUCCAUAAAUCUCGAUUAGUGUUGAACUGAAUGACGGCCAUCAACAGAAGUCACAGGCUCUAGAUGAUGAUUUUUUUUUCUGUUCUGUAUGAUAAUCCUGUAAAUUUUGUACCAUUGCAUAAGAACAAUAAUGUUAUGUCCUUUUUCCCCUUCUA
Messenger RNA from Lolium rigidum, 478 nucleotides. RefSeq lists its product as uncharacterized. The record is from RefSeq and is a predicted model, not a curated record. NCBI's taxonomy places the organism in Eukaryota, Viridiplantae, Streptophyta, Magnoliopsida, Poales, Poaceae. The transcript is spliced from 2 exons. Bases 81 to 227 code for a protein of 48 amino acids.